GAAUGUGGACCAUUGUGAAGUGCAACGCUACAUGGUGUAAGUUGAGAACGCAACUAUCUUUGUGUAUUUCAGACACAGCAAAAAGAGCCAAUUUUAGCCGUCACACCGUAUCGGAAUUAGUAGCCUCAUCCAAUGUUGGUUCGAGCUCAGAUCUCAGCCGAGGAACAGCUGCAUCCAAAUGAGUUAGUCUUCUAGAGAAGGUGGAAGGAUAUAGCACACAAUUGAUGCCAGCCUUCUGCGACAACUUCCAGUGUCUAGGCGUCAAUACUGCGUGCAUUGCCACACCUUGGCCUACAUAGCUCCUUGCUCUCGUCCUCUGGACCUAUCCUCAUCGUCCCUAGAGUAAGAUGAGUUUAGACCAAAACCUUUUCACGCUUAGUGUACAACCUAGCAAAGAUGACCCAAACGUGCUAGAUCUAGUGGACCCGUCUGGGAAUGCUCAUUACCGGAAGGAACGAGUGCUUGGAGAUAUAUACAAGAUCAAUAUUUAUGAUCCACUUUCAGAGUCGCUUCUAGCAACGGCGACCGCGCCGAAUGCAGCGAGCAAACACAAGACAAUCGAGCUUCAUAAUCCAUCUUCGGUUGUGGAACUGAAAUACUCGGGAACUAUCUCAUUCAAAUGGAGGUUCAAAUGGGAGGAGCAUGAAUUCGAAUGGAAGCGCGAGGAAUGCUAUAUCCUGCGUAAGCCAGACCCGGCUGUAUUGGUUGCUAUUACAAAGGAACCGCCCGGUCGCUUGAAGACCUCGACUGUACAAAUACUAGAUUAUAAUCUGAAUCGAUUUGAUAUCGAUGACCGCAAAGGUCUGGAGAUCGUCAUGCUGACGGCACUCUUAACCUUCCAGGAUACCAAUGAAGCCUAUCAUACCCCUACAACUACCCCUCCUGCGGUGUCUUCAUCUACGAAGCCGACAACAAAUACCACAGACAGUCCUACACCGCAAGCGCUUGGUAAUUUACCCCCUCAGAACCAUGGGCCUCCUCCUGUCGUACCCCCAAAGCCCGCGCCGAAGACUGGCGUCGAACGAAUAGCGGAACUUCACAUGAUCCGGACUCUUCAGGGCGAAGGCGAAGCGAACGAGGUCGAGAUAGGCAUGGAAGGCGGCGUAGAUGAUUAUGCAAAGUAUGCCGAAGGUUUGCUCAAGGACGAAGCAAUGCUUUUCAUCACACUGCGGUCAGCGUCCGCAGCACAAGUACCAAAGGUUCUUCGGGUUGUCGAAGAGACAAAGCGACUCAGACACAAGUCUGGGCUCGCUGAGAGCGAGGAACUCUAUCAGUACGUCGUCUAUGAUGCGCCGGGCGAUAAGGCCAAAGGACCCAAGCGCAUCAAUUUGGAUGAUCCUAUGCCCGUAGGAAAGAAGGGGUAUAGGCCGCCGUCGAAUCUCACGGUUCACCUUAGCAAGAUUGAUAUGCCAGAACUUCAACCUAAGGCAGAUCCUGGCCUUACUUCGAAGCCUAGUAAGGCGGGCAAAGACAAGCCUCCUCCUCCUGUAGUGGACUCGAAGCCAAAGAAGGACAAGAAGGACAAGAAGGAGAAAGAUAAAAAGGACAAGGACAAGAAAGACUCGAACAAACCGUCACCCCCUCCUCCGAAUAAACACACAAGACCUGGAUCAUCAUCGACCCCUCCAAUACCGCCCUCACAUCUACGCCCAAUGUCUUCAUAUUUUGGUCAAAAUGAUUCUUCGUAUCCCUCCAGUGCUUUUCCUAGCUCCUCCCCUUCAUCAUUCGUUCCGGGAGCCGGCGGACCCGGCUUCCCUGCCCCUCCACCUCCGCCUGGGCCGUUCACCCCUCCGCCAAUGCAUACAUACCCAGGUGGUACAGCGAACAGUUUUUAUGGUGCUGGGCCUGGGUAUAAUCCCAUGCCACCGUCUGGAGGUUAUGGAUAUAAUCCAAGCUAUUACUGAUUGCAUUUGGUAUGCUUUGCUUUCUAUCUAUGUAUUAUUGAGGACUUUCAUCGGAUACAACUCUAUAAAUGAACCUAUCGAGGUCGCUAGACCAUAACAGCAUUGUUUCAUGAGUUGCUUCUGUCGUAGAUUUUGAAGUUGCACUGUUUAUCUCAG
Somion occarium is the source of this 2060-nucleotide messenger RNA. The record is from the annotation of a GenBank genome assembly. NCBI's taxonomy places the organism in Eukaryota, Fungi, Basidiomycota, Agaricomycetes, Polyporales, Cerrenaceae.